GGUGCCUGAGCCGGGGAUGCUCCCUCCUGGCCGCUGGCGCCGCCUGGCCCGCAACGACGUGCGGAGGCUCUGAUGGCAGGGGCGUCUGCUGAAGUGGACGGAGUGGACGACGGGGGCGUCCCCGGAGCCAGCCAUGGGCGGGCGAGCGCUGGUGGGCGCGCUCAGCCUGUGCCUCAGCCUCUGCUCCCUGGCGCUGCUUGUCACAGCCAUUUUCACUGACCACUGGUACGAGACCGACCCCCGGCGCCACCGGGAGAGCUGUGAGCACCGCGCCGGCAGCGCCCACCCGCCCGAGCAACGCCGACGCCUCCUGCCGCUGCCGCACUUGCCCUUGCGAGGCGCCAAGCAGAGGCUUCCGCGCGGCGGCGCCUGGGAGGCGGCAGCGGCAGCACCAGCGGAGCCUCCCCCGGGCGACCUGCUCCUGCUGGACAACUGGCCAGCCCUCCUGGGGCUCGGGGUGCUGCAGUCCCGUUGUGGCCGCCCGCUCUUCGCCACUUACGCCGGCCUCUGGAGAAAAUGCUAUUUGCUGGGCGUCGACAGAGACCUAGACAGCCUGGUGGAGCGAGGUAUUGCUCAAAGAUGCACAACAAUCAAGUACCACUUCUCUGUGCCAAUACGUUUACAGAACAUCCCAUUCAAUUUAACCAGGACCAUUCAGCAGGAUGAAUGGCAUUUGCUACAUCUAAGAAGAAUCACAGCUGGUUUUCUUGGGAUGGCAGCAGCUGUUCUUCUUUGUGGGUGUAUUGUAACAACAGUCAGUUUCUUUUGGGAAGAAAGCCUCACUCAGCACGUUGCAGGGCUUCUUUUCCUCAUGUCAGGCAUCUUUUGCACUAUUUCCCUCUGUACUUAUGCAGCAAGUAUCUCCUAUGAACUAAACCGCUUACCCAAAUUCAUCUACGGUCUUCCGGAUGAUGUUGAACAUGGAUACAGCUGGUCUAUAUUCUGUGCCUGGUGCAGUUUAGGACUCAUAGUAGCAUCAGGAUGUCUUUGCACCACUUAUCCAUUGAUCAGCAGGAAAAAGAUUAGCCAUCUAAAAUCUACCAGAGACUCUUCUGUAUGACUGGUUAUUGGGAGAUAAUCUCUUCUUCCCUUGGGAGGUGGCAAGUGAAGAGUAGUCUUCAAGGAUUUACAAGGAAACUAAAUUUACAACUCCAAGCACAAAAGCCUGAUCCCUUAAAAUGCCAAACAUCGUGUCUUACUAGUCAGGAAACGAGGAUGUCUUCUUUGCCUUCAGGGUGGCUGAAACUAAAAGUUCAGACAACAGGUGUUCUUGUGGAACUGACAACUAAAAUUCAGCACACUGUAUAUGCACACAACAUGAGAGGGGGCAGUUCCCACUCAGAUAAGAAAACUGUGUUAAGAAUUUAGGGCUGUUUUUAUUAAUUGGAGGUUUGUAUAUAACAACUAACAACAAAAACAAACCACUACUGCCAAAAGCACGCUGUGGUAAGAAUAUCCCUCUAUGAUCCUUAGUCAAUCUCACACCUGAAUUAUGGGUGUGUGAUUCAGCUUGGGAAUACUGAAUAUAUAUUCAAAAAACUAUUCAGAAUUAUUUGUGUAUAUCCAGAUGUAUUUGGCAUAUUCUGAUGUACUGGUAUUUUGCAUUACUGAGUUAUCUGGAUAUAUUCAGGAAUAUCUGCAAAUCGCAUUUGAAAGGUUGCAGCAGCUAGUCCCCCCUUUUACAGGCUUCCCAGGCACUGAGAGGAUGGGGAGGGAGGCAGCAUUUGUGUAUGUCUGUGUCAGUGUUGUUUGCUUGCCAUAUGCCAUUGCCAGGUCUGGCUGCUGCCUUGGUAUUACUGGCUUGCUGGGUUCGAUGAUGAGAUUCUUUGGUUUGACAUUGGUUGUGGUGGGCUUGUAUUGGCCCUGUGCUCUGCCUGGCAUCUUUGAGUGAUACUGGUUCUGUUGGGCUUGUAAUAGUGUCCCUUGUUUGGUUCUGGUGGGAUUCUCUGGUUUGGCAUUGGUUCUGUUGGACUUUGUUGGUUCUGUUUGCAUUGGGAGUCUUUUGGUCAUUGGUUGCUGUUGUGUGUUGGCUAAGGCUUCCUGUGUCCUGGAAAAGCCUUAGAUUCCCCGCCCCCCCAAUAGGAAACAAUGGAAAGUGGCUGGAGACAGCUUGUUCAGGGGCCUAUAGAAUUGGACUCUUUGGCCAAUUCAGUUAAAACUCUGGGAGUCUUUAGCAGGCAGGCAGGAUUAGAUUCCUUGCAAGUUUGGUGUUGUUUGCUGGAAAAUGGCCCUAACAGCCCCUCGGAAAGAUUUCCUCACAGGGAAUAAUGAAGGUGAAUAUACUAAUUCCAAAUAUAUAAAUAUAUUUCUGAAUUCUGUACUGGUAUUUUUGGACCCAAAUAUCAGGAAUAGUAAAUACAUAUGGUAUUCCAAAUACCUUAAUCUGAAUAAUUUCUCUUUUUUGUGGCAUACCCCUAACUUGAAUUUAAAAGUUUUUAAAAAUGUGAAAUAGUCUUCAGACCUCUUCUAAGUAGCAUUAGACUUUACCAAGUGGUAGCAUGUAGGAGCCUUCUUGAAGAGUUCUGAUGUUAUGAAUGAUUGGGAGGGCAGUGGACAAAGAGCUGGGGGAGUAAGACUUCCAGAACCAGGUGAGACCUAAGAGCAAGCCAUUCAGAUUUUACCAGCUGGUCCCGUGGUGCAAGUUAAAAAGACUGUUUUUGACUCUUCUGUGAUAGCAACAUUCCUGCUCAUAAAACAUCUCUUUAAAAUACCCUAGUUUUUCAGAUUAAACCAAAUGGCAUAAUGUAAACAAGAUUAUUUGUAUGGCAGGGAUGUUUGUUAGCACUGUUGGAAGUAAUACCUGUUGUAACAUCCUCAGUCUUUGUUUCAAAAGGUUCAGUAUUAAAGCAUCUCCUUUCUGUUAACAGUG
This is a messenger RNA of Eublepharis macularius, 2869 nucleotides long. It is a transcript of the gene TMEM178A, whose product is annotated as transmembrane protein 178A. Gene Ontology annotation, biological process: negative regulation of osteoclast differentiation; regulation of cytosolic calcium ion concentration. The transcript is spliced from 4 exons. Gene Ontology annotation, cellular component: endoplasmic reticulum membrane. The record is from RefSeq and is a predicted model, not a curated record. NCBI's taxonomy places the organism in Eukaryota, Metazoa, Chordata, Lepidosauria, Squamata, Eublepharidae. Bases 134 to 1060 code for a protein of 308 amino acids.